Molecule: messenger RNA, 1581 nt
Organism: Beauveria bassiana ARSEF 2860
Lineage: Eukaryota; Fungi; Ascomycota; Sordariomycetes; Hypocreales; Cordycipitaceae
Product: 37S ribosomal protein S5
Exons: 2
Coding region: 1-1581 (526 amino acids)
Biological process (GO): translation
Cellular component (GO): ribosome
Molecular function (GO): structural constituent of ribosome; RNA binding
Source: RefSeq, a predicted model, not a curated record
AUGAGCGUUGCACGGCCAGCGCGCAGUGCUCUCUGCACGCGCCGCAUCGCCCCGGCGAACGCAGCACCCACCGUCGCCGUCGCCGUUGCCAUCGCCACGACCACAACCACGACCACGACCUCCCGCCGAACAUUUCACAGCUCCGCCGCCGUCCGCGCCAAGAAGCGGCCGGCGCGGUUCCAAAACGUAAAAGCCGAGGAGCUCGGGCUGAUGAAGCCCGCCAAGAUGGCGCAGUUUCAGAAGGUGUACAUGCCCCCGUACACCGAGGAGCAGCUGGAGCGGCUGCGGAGCAAGUACACGCCCGCGCAGGUCGAGGCCAUACAGGCCGGCGAGGCGGCCAUUGACACCAAGGACAUGCUCAUUCAGGGCCGCAUACGCGACGACCCUUACCGGCCGACAUAUGUCGAGGACUACACGACGCUGGACCCGCGGUACGACGUGCUGCCCGAGGCGGCCGAGGGCGAAAGGGCUGCUCAGCCGCGCGAGCACAAGUGGCUCGAUGAGCAGGACUGGAUGGACCAGUUUUCGAAGCGGCUGUCGGAGCUGGCGGACCGCAAGACGGACACGCAGUUGACGCAGGCCAUGGCGCGCGCGCUGCGCAGGGUCAAGGACGCGCAGGGCGCCGACAUGAUUGACCUCACCGAGGAGGAGCUCGUCGAGCUCGAAAAGAACCCCGACAUGCUGCAAAAGUACCUCGUCGCCGACGAUGCCGAUGCCGACGCCGCAGCAGCAGCAGAGUCCUCCGCAGACGGGGCCAACAAAAAGAAGUCUGAGGCGCAGCUCACCGAGGCGCAGGUGCAGAAGCUCGACGAGGCCAUCGAGGCCGAGUGGAAGCUGGAGCUGCAGAAGCUCGUCGAAGAAUCCGGCGCCGACGCAGGCCCCUCGAGCAUCGAGAUGAUUGAGGACGGCCCUGCGGGGCUCACGCGCGCCGAGACGGCCGAAGCGCCCGAGCUUGGCCCCGUGCCCGGUGUCGCGGGCCGCUACAACCGCGGCGCGGACCCCGAGGACGCGGGCCAGGACGAGCUCGGCGAGUACCGCGAGAUCAAGCGCGUGACCGGCCUGCGCCUCGCCGAGAUCAAGUCCCUCUACUGCAAGAUUCUCGUCCUCCGCUACGUCAGCAACCAGACGCGUCUCGGCAAGAUUCGCUCCGCCAGCAUCGUCGCCAUUGCCGGCAACGGCGCCGGCCGUCUCGGCCUCGGCGUCGCAAAGAGUACGGACAAUGCGACGGCCGUGGUCACGGCGCAGAUGCUCGCUAUUCGCAACAUGAAGGCUGUGCGCCGCUACGAGAAUCGCACCAUUUACGGCAACGCGACGGCCAAGGUGGGCGCCACCGUUGUCGAGCUCUACAACCGACCUCCAGGCUUCGGUCUCCGCGUCCCUCAUCGCCUGUUUGAAAUGUGCCGCGCCGUCGGCCUCCACGAUCUCGCCGCCCGCAUGCCCCGCGCCAAGAACCCCAUGAACUCCGUCUUUGCCACCUACCAGGCCCUCAUGAACCAGGCCGACCCCGAGGAGAUUGCUCGCGGCCGCGGCAAGAAGCUCGCCGAUGCCCGCAAGGUCUACUACGGCGGCUCUGUACAUUAA